UUCACUUUCUGUUCUCUGUAAAAACUGCUGCGUUAUACCCACGACAGUCGAACGGAGAUACGACCUAAGAUACUUUUAUUUAUAUCUGACAGCUGACUUCAGUAACAGCUGAUACUUACUGACACCAAAUCAUCCAUCGUGUGACUCGAUCAGCUCAAAGGUGAAGUCAUGUCACUAAUACUGAAGGAAAUAAUGCGCGACGACAAAGGAGCAGCUGAUGUGUUGAAAAAGGCUAACUUAAACACCGUCAAGGACCUGAAGUCACUGACUCGACAGGAUCUGCAUGAGCUGUUCCCUGGAGCUGAGCAAUUCAAACGGAGGAGGGCCAUCUUUGAUAUCAUACACAAACAGGAACCAGUUGAAAAGCUGCUGAGAGAAAUUAAGGAGUUCAUCCCAGAUCAGUCUUUCAGAGAUGCUCUAACCAACAAUGGAGUCUUGGUGGAUUACCUCCAAAUCCUGAAGGACAUGAAGUCUCAAAUGGAUAAUGUCCAGAGUUUCCUUGACGCUCACAUCAAUCUUCUGGAAGAAUAUGGUACAAAACAGCCGGACCAGAUAUCAGCCCGUCAUGAUCCACUGACGCUCUACAGUGGCCAACCUGCUGGCCAUCAACAAGUAGCACGAGAUGCCUCUGACAGCAGUGAUCAAAUGAUGACAUCACCUGGUAGCCAUCCACAAGGAGAACGAGGCACAGGAAUCUCGAACAGUGUUCUUCAAUGGAUUUCUUUUAUUUGCCCACCUGGUAACCAUCCACAAAGACUAAUAUGUUCAAGUGCCUCAGCCACCUCUGGUCCAGUUGACUCCCUCAAUGACCAAACCAGUGUCUAUCCACAAGGAGAAAAUGACUCUUCAUCAGGUGCAGAUUACUUGGACCACUGUGGUCCAACGAGUGUUACCCAUGCACAACAACCACAAAGCGAACCCUUCAUCGUUUUGUCUCCACAGGACUUUGCAGAAACCACACUGGUGUACCAGAUGGUUGUCGCUGGUAAAACCUUUGAUGCCCAUCUGCAGCUGAUGGACAAAGUGAAGGAACAGGUUCAGAUUCCGAUUCAGCCCGCUAGAAGCGUUGAGGAUUACCAGGUCACUUUUGUCUUCUGCCCCAUCAGUUCACGCGUUGCGUCAGAUGUUGAGGCAGCCAUGGCUGAUGUUAAAGGUGAUAAACCUGUCAUUCUGGUGUUGAUGCAUCACACACGGGAGGUCAGGUACACAACACCUAUGAGAACGUGGAAUGAUGACAGCAGAGUUUUGUUGCAUGUCAACGUUUUCUACCAUGAGACACAACGUGGAUUACUGAAGUGUGAGCAAAAUAAUACUGCUGCCUCUGAGAUACGAAACAAAUUACUGGACUUCAUUAGUAGAAGUGAAGUUACCGGUGGAAAUGCCCAGGCUGUGGGUGCUGAAAGCGGUUUGCCCGGUAGUGCUUCUGUUGGAGGUGGUGGUAACAACGGCCGUUCUAACAUUCUUUCCAUUUUUAAAAGGCAUAAUUAGUUGUUAGUGUUGGUGGUGGUCAUGAUGGUAUUAUGCCAGUUCACACCACAAGUAAAACUAUAUGUAACGGAUUGCAUCAACAGCAAAAUAAAACAGAAAAAAAUAUAUAUUUAGACCAUUCACAGGUAUCAGAGAACAUUAUUUUAUCCUCUGUGGUAAAAUCAGAUCAACGACGAGUGGUCUAAUGUUGUUAUCAUUCAUAUUAAUCGUGGGUGUAAAUAUCUAAACAAAGAGUUCACUAUUGAUUUCCUGCUAUGGAAUAACUACAUUUAGAUCAUGUAACUUGUGUUUUAACAGUUUUUGAUGCAACCAUUCAACAUAAAAAAACAAAAAAAAAAUGACAUUGGAGCUGCCAGUGGCCAUCAGACCUUCUGGAGAGUGUUGAUAUAAAGUUAAUUUUGAUAAAACACUUCCUAUAAUCAAAUAUACAGUGUUCAGUUCUCCAGUUUAUAUUAGUUGUUUCUGUAUAUAUUAAAAUUGGAAUCAACAGUAAGUGAUUCAAGAGUGUCACAUAGCCUGGUAACAAGCUAAAGAAUUAACUUCGUGUAUAAAUCUAGGACAGAUAUUAAACAAUUGAUGCAAAAAUAAAGAGUAAAUAUGAAGGGUUUUUUUGCUUUAAAUCAUGAGUGCAUAUUUGCUGUACAUUAUUGUACUUUUAUGUUGCAGAAAGCAUGUGUAUGGUGUGAUUAUUAAUAGCCCUAAUACUUUCAAUAAACUGUUAUUAUGGGUGUAA
Messenger RNA from Epinephelus moara (kelp grouper), 2221 nucleotides. RefSeq lists its product as uncharacterized. The record is from RefSeq and is a predicted model, not a curated record. The transcript is spliced from 12 exons. Lineage: Eukaryota; Metazoa; Chordata; Actinopteri; Perciformes; Serranidae. Bases 169 to 1488 code for a protein of 439 amino acids.